AUGGGCGAUGUGAACGAUUAUCGGGCCAACCGCUCAUCAGCCAUCAGAAUGCGAAGAGCAGCUCCUGCUCCGCUCAUCCAGCAAUCAUAUGGCCACUACGGGCACGAAUCCCCUCUUUUCGAUCAAAGCUCUAUCUCACCACUGAAAACUAGGGCCGCUAUGACCUCAGCUCAUCCCACAUCUCCUCCAGGAUUACGACCAAGAAACAACCCAACAGUGCCUCCCAAGAAUUCAUCAUAUUCGUUUGUAGACAGUCAGGACGACACAAUUUCGGAGAACGACACCGACACCUCUUCCAUAUGUCAUUCCCCAAGUUGGAAUAGUUCAAAUGGAAAAAACACCCGAGACAAACAAGGAAAGAAAUGGCGCGAAAAAUUUCAAAGGGAGGAGUCGAGAGAAGCGGAAAUUGUCAAAGCUGCCGCACGGCCAAAGAAACUUAGUAAACCACCGCCAAAUUUCUAUUCUCGCCCCGAGAAGGACCAAUCAAAGAACUCAAUACCCCCAAAUAUUGACUCAUCUCUCGCUAACUCUAAAACCGUGAAUCUGGAUUCCCAGGGAAGCUACCAUGAUCCUGGAUUUACGUCAAGCAAAGUUAGCCCAUCCCACCCCGUAAACACAAUCAUAUCUACACCAGAUACUGGAUCAUCAUUUAUCGGAGGAUUAAAGCUGCGACAGAUGGAGGAAGCCAAUGUCCAAAGAGCCAUCUGGGGAAUCAAGAGACGAGAUCGCAAUGAUGCCUCACUAAGAUCGCUCUUAAAACCCUACGACAGUCACAUUACAACUGUUCCCUCCCCAAUCUCAAUGAAAACCUUGAACACUCGUAAUGGAUCAGCAUGGUAUUCAGAAGUAGAAGAUCAAUCGUUGACGCAACCUGAAGUGUUUAUGUGUGACCGUAUUAUCUAUCAAGAAGCCGAGAAAAAUCUAACCAUGUCAAAUAACGAUGACAAUCCACUUUUUCUGCACCCAACUUCUCAUAUUGAAUCCGAAUCCACACAUGCUAAUCAAUCUCCCGUGUCCGCAAGUAGUCAAAUCCCUCCUGACCCCACCAACCGAAGUCACAGCCAGGUGUCCGCCCUUAUAACUUCAAGUCACAAAGUCUUGAUUCCACCAGAUGAAAUGCAUCCCAUUCUCGGUCGUGCCCGAUACCCACGUCUAAAGCUUCCAAAUAUCCCGGCCUAUGCCGCUGGAAUUGAGAGAAAGACGAAACAAGAGGGGUCAAGAUCACCCCAUGAAGAAUUCCAGGAGACUCAGGCCAGUGAUUCCAGUUCAGCGAGUCAGGAUACAUCCCAGAUACUUGAACCCUCCGCCGAAUCUUCACUUUCCCCGGUCACGAACAAGGCACACAGGAGAUCAAAGCUAUUAACUAACUCGUAUCGACACUUCUCCACAGGUUGUGGACUGAGAGGCAUCAAAAGUGCUUCCAAAACAGCCUUUUCUCCUACCCCGUCGGCUACCGAAUACGCUAUAGACUACGCUACAUUAUGUCAGACUCCUAAUCUUGAUGAAUCCGAUUCUGAUCCACCAUCUCGCCCUAUAAGCCGCAAUAAUAGCAGUUUUCGCGAGGCUAUAACCGAAAAUUCAGCGGUAAAUAGUCGGCGGAAAUCAUUAGGAUUAGAAUAUUCUCAAAAAUUAGUGGAACAAGUUAAGAGUGAUUUCCAUCGAAUUACCACAAGCAAGCGGAAGUCUGAUGUCAGGUCUGGGACAGAUUCAAGUGAGGAGUGCUCAAUACAGGGUAGUGUUUCUAAUAUAACCACCCCUGUCACCUCGAGGCCGCAUUCCUCCAGAGAUAAACUGUCAGACAAAAUGCUACUUGAUCAUCCAUUAUCGCCGAGCUCAACACCAGCAGACUCCCUCCAAGACAAUAAAUUAGUUGAAAGCAGCAUUGGAGAUACGGUUGAGCCUCUAAUACGUAGUAAAGAUCUUAGCCAGAUCCCUCUCGUAUCUGAAAGCUUAUCCGGUGAUCAUACUGAGAAAGACGAUAUGAGAAACAACACGACAAAAACUAUGCAUAUCCCAACACCAUAUACUCCUAAUGUAACAAUCUCAGAGAGUAUAACCCAACCCUUCUCACCAUCAAAUACACCGUUUCUCCCCCCACUAAAGCAUCAAUCCUUUACCCGCACAUCGGAAAGGAGCGCAGCUACCCCCGUGCGGGGUCUUGUGAAGAAAACCGGCAAAAUCUCGGAUCUGCCAAAGUCAGUUAACAACACUAUUGAUAAAAAGGAAGAAAUAAUGGAUGGAUCUAAGCAAUUAAAAAAUGCUCGAUUAAAUCUAACAACGAAAAGUCCUUUUCUUCGCUCUUUACAACCACCUGACCAGCCAUCAUCUAUGACUAAUAAGUCGGAACCAUUUGCCAAAGUUUUUGUGGUAUGCUGUUCUUGCAAGUACUUUCAUGAUUUACCCAGCAAGAUAUAUGCCUGUAUGAACAUUCCAGAUAAUGUUGUGACUGAGCAAAAUUUGGGAGUAAAUGGCGUCAUAUCUACCAGAGUUAAAUGUCCGUGGUGUGGACAUGGUAUGACUACUUCUUGCUGUGCAGGAUAUGUGGCGGUAGUUUGUAUGAAAGAAAAGUUACAUUGA
Messenger RNA from Blumeria graminis f. sp. triticale, 2577 nucleotides. The record is from the annotation of a GenBank genome assembly. NCBI's taxonomy places the organism in Eukaryota, Fungi, Ascomycota, Leotiomycetes, Helotiales, Erysiphaceae.